AUGACUCUUCGUCAUUUACAUAUUCGACUUAAUCAGACAUGUUUUUUCUACAAUCUUAUUGAACAUGUACCGAAUCUCGAACAAAUGUCCGUUCAGUUUAAUUGUUCAUUGUGUCCAUAUUCAUAUGUAUUACCGACAUCAAAUAUUGAAAGCUUGAGUCAAUCAAACGAAAAUUGGUUUAAUAAGAUACCAAAACUACGAUGUUUUAGUUUAACAACUUUCAUUGAUACUGAUUUGGAAUUUAUUUCUUUGAAAUGGCUUCUCAACAAUUUAAAUUAUGUUGAAAAACUUGAAAUUCAUCUUAAAAGUUAUGGAUUUAUCGAAACGAAACGUCAAAAUAUAUGGAAAUCUUUUAUUGAUGCGAAUUUCAUUCGUCAAUAUUGUUUACCUGAAACAACACCUAAUUUAAUUGAUUUCAAUUUUUAUAUUUGCUCAGAAUGUGAAUUAUCAUAUAAUGAUAUAGAAAGAAUAACUAAUUCAUUUAAAAUUCAUCCUUUUUUUAUUUCACAUCAAUGGACAAAUGUCAAAUAGCGUGGUAUGGAUUUUAAGAAGCCAAAUUUCCUAAUAUCAUUGGAAGUUUUAUCCAAAAUGAGACAAUACAAUGGAAUUGAUUUUCGUUUUCGAAAUGUUACGAAAAUUCAAUUUGGAACACGGUUUGAUCGGUCGUGUGCCAAUUAUCAGAUGUCAACCGCUCGAAAUGAAAUACGUGAAAAAGUACUUGCUCAUCUCAUUUCAAUGACUGAACAACUCAAAUAUCUUCAAGUUGAACGAUUCGAAUGGCUUUUACAUGUUGUUCAAUAUGCAUCUAAUGAACUAAGAACAAACGCAUUAAUUACUGUUCGAUAUGCUGCAUUUUGUCUUCCAAGUUGUCAUUGCGGUUACGAAACAGUUAAUCUUGGCAAACAUCUUGUACCUUUUCUUAGCACAUAUAUGCCUCAUUUACAAACAUUGUGUCUUUGGCGACCAGAUGAUUUUCCUUGGACAUCUACUCAACAUGUAGCUGUUUUUCAACAAGAUAUUUGUCAGUUGGUUGAAAAAUUAAAAGAAUUUACCUUUCUCGAUAUUUAUGGAGAAAUUCUUUACGAAAAGGUUGAAUCUUAUCGGUCAAUGGUUCAAGCUCGCUUUCCUAAUAGUCGAAUAGAUGUUGGAAUAGCAAGAUUUCGUCUUUGGCUUUAA
Molecule: messenger RNA, 1176 nt
Organism: Rotaria sp. Silwood1
Lineage: Eukaryota; Metazoa; Rotifera; Eurotatoria; Philodinida; Philodinidae
Source: the annotation of a GenBank genome assembly